AUGAAGAUUGAUAGAUUGUUCCAGAAGACAGAGAAGAAGCAGUUAAAGGAGUUUUCAAGAGAUUCCGUACUGCAUGCAGUUGCAGAAUUUGUUGUGUGUGACGAUCAAUCUCUAGCAUUGGCAAACAAGACCACAUUUUGGAACUGCUUAGUUGCAAUGCGUCCAGCUGCAACAAUAGUAGAUUUACCUUCAACGCACGAUAUCACAACAUAUAUUCACAACUCGUUCAUCAAGCUCAUCAAGGAUAUCAAGGAUGAGAUGCAGGUAUGUGUUUUUUUUAAUAGAUAA
Molecule: messenger RNA, 288 nt
Organism: Suillus subalutaceus
Lineage: Eukaryota; Fungi; Basidiomycota; Agaricomycetes; Boletales; Suillaceae
Exons: 2
Coding region: 1-288 (95 amino acids)
Source: RefSeq, a predicted model, not a curated record